GUUCUUAAACUUCCAUUGACGGCAGAAAAACAGCUUUUUUUGUGUGUGCUUUGACAGACGUGAUGAGCGGCAGGGUUGGCGACCUCAGCCCGAAGCAGGCUGGGGCAUUGGAAGAGUUUCGAGAGAGGAUUCAGGACGUUCUUCCACUACUUCCUGCUCAUCAUGACCACUUCCUGUUGCGCUGGCUCAGAGCCAGGAACUUCAAUGUCAACAAAUCAGAGGCCAUGCUGAGAAAGCACCUUGACUUCAGGAAACACAUGAACGCAGACACAAUCACCACACAAUGGCAGCCUCCAGAGGUGAUAGAGAAGUACCUGUCAGGUGGGAUGUGUGGGUACGACCGUGAGGGAAGCCCCAUCUGGUGGGAUGUCAUCGGCCCCGUGGACCCCAAGGGCCUCUUCCUGUCAGCGUCUAAACAGGACUUCAUCAAGUCUAAGAUCAGAGACUGUGAGAUUCUGCAGAAGGAGUGUGAGCUGCAGUCUGAGAGGUUGGGGAGGCAUGUUGAAGCCAUCACUAUGAUCUAUGACUGUGAUGGUCUGGGUCUCAAACAUUUAUGGAAGCCUGCCAUCGAGACUUACGGAGAGAUCCUGACCAUGUUUGAAGACAAUUACCCAGAGGGCCUCAAGAGACUGUUUGUCAUCAAAGCCCCUAAGCUUUUCCCUGUGGCUUACAACCUCAUCAAGCACUUCCUGAGUGAGAUCACCCGCAACAAGAUCAUCAUCCUGGGGGCCAACUGGCAGGAGGUGUUGUUGAACUACAUAGACCCGGAGCAGCUUCCUGCCGCGUACGGAGGGAAACUCACCGACCCUGACGGGGACCCUCGCUGUAGGAACAAGAUCCACUACGCAGGGCCGGUACCUGCUUCCUACUUCGUGAGGGAGUCAGUGAAGGUGGAUUAUGAACAGUGUCUGACAGUCAGCCGAGGCUCCUCACAGCAACUGGAGUAUGAGAUACUCUUCCCUGGCUGUGUGCUCCGGUGGCAGUUUUCCAGUGAUGGGGCAGACAUCGGCUUUGGGGUGUUUAUGAAGGGUAAGAUGGGGCAGAGGCAGAACGCAUCGCAGAUGCAGGAGGUGGUUCCCAGCCAGAGAUACAAUACCCACCUGGUGCCUGAGGACGGUUCUCUCACCUGCAGCGAGCCUGGAAUCUAUGUGCUGCGGUUUGACAACACCUACAGUAUCUUCCAGUCCAAACGCAUUAGCUUUACUGUCGAGGUCCUGCUCCCCGGCCAAUCGCAGUCUCUGAAGAAAAUGAUUGGGAUGGAAUCUGGGGCCAGCAACCAAUCACAGUCCCUGAAGAACAGGAGUCUGUCAGAAUCUGGGGCUAGCAGCCAAUCACAGUCUCUGAAAAAUAGGGGUGGGUCAGAAAGGGGGGUUAGCAGCCAAUCGCAGUCUCUGAAAAACAGGGGUGGGUCAGAAAGGGGGGCUAGCAGCCAAUCGCAGUCUCUGAAGAACAGGGGUGGGUCGGAAUCUGGGGCCAGCAGCCAAUCGUGA
Salvelinus namaycush (lake trout) is the source of this 1490-nucleotide messenger RNA. RefSeq names its product SEC14-like protein 2. The coding region runs from base 63 to 1490 and encodes 475 amino acids. Gene Ontology annotation, cellular component: cytoplasm. The record is from RefSeq and is a predicted model, not a curated record. The transcript is spliced from 12 exons. Lineage: Eukaryota; Metazoa; Chordata; Actinopteri; Salmoniformes; Salmonidae.